Messenger RNA from Miscanthus lutarioriparius, 792 nucleotides. Lineage: Eukaryota; Viridiplantae; Streptophyta; Magnoliopsida; Poales; Poaceae. The record is from the annotation of a GenBank genome assembly.
AUGGCAGCAACCGCCGCCGCCCACCACCUGCCCGUUGUGCCGCACCGCCUUGCCCCGAUGCGGCAAAUCAGCAGCAGCCCGCCGCCGCCGCAUCCGGCCUCUCGCUGCUCCGCCACGGGGAAGCUGCCCGUCCAGCUCCAUGCGGCGCCGGCGAGGGCAGAGCGGGCGUAUGGGUUCGCCACACGCGUCGCGUUCAACCCCUCCGGCAACUACGACCUCUCCCUCUCCAUGGGCCAAGACGAGACCCCACAGGUCCAACCUCCGCCACCACCUACCGAAGGGCGUUUUGAGAUCAUUAUCAACAAUGACACCAUCCGAACACUCGACCUAUCGCCGGUUCAAGAAGCACUUGGUGACUUGAGUUCCUUAACAGCAGCUGAUUCAAGAACCCUGUUGGAUCGAACCGUUGGGUUUACCAUUAACUACGAGAGAGAGGAUGAGUACGACACGCGUGAGCUGUCAGAGUUCCCUGACAUCCGGCUGUGGUUUGUGAGGCUUGACGCUGCUUACCCUUGGUUCCCGGUUGUACUUGACUGGAGAGCUGGUGAGCUUGCCAGAUACACUGCAAUGCUUGUCCCUCACCAGAUGAGCAUGCGAAUGGGUGUGGUCUUCAACCCGGAGGCGCUGGAGCUGUUCGUGAUGAAGAAAGUGUUUGCUGUGGAGACUUGGCUGAAGCAGCAAAACCAUCCGAAGCCGAGGUUGAAGACGGCAGACAUGGCCAGGAUGCUCGGUUUCGGUGUUGGAGACGAGCUGUUCCACUUGAUCGAGAAAUACCCUGUCCAUCGUUCGUGA